Molecule: messenger RNA, 2811 nt
Organism: Dipodomys ordii (Ord's kangaroo rat)
Lineage: Eukaryota; Metazoa; Chordata; Mammalia; Rodentia; Heteromyidae
Gene: Plau
Product: plasminogen activator, urokinase
Exons: 11
Coding region: 132-1403 (423 amino acids)
Biological process (GO): fibrinolysis; regulation of cell adhesion mediated by integrin; plasminogen activation
Molecular function (GO): serine-type endopeptidase activity
Source: RefSeq, a predicted model, not a curated record
CUCGCAGAGCAGAGUGGAGCCCCGCAGCGCAGCUCGGUCGUGUUAACCCGGUCCCCGCGGUCCCCGCAGUGCCCGCCCCAACCCAUCCGCCGCAGCCCUCGUGCCGCUGUCUAGAGCCCAACCUCGUCACCAUGAGAGUCCUGCUGGCGUCUCUCUUCCUCUGCACCCUGGCCGUGAGCAACUCUAAAGGCAGCCAUGAACUUCUAAAGUCGGAUUCAUCAAACUGUGGCUGUCUGAAUGGAGGAACAUGUGUGUCCUACAAGUACUUCUCCAAUAUUCGGCGAUGCAGCUGCCCAAAGAAAUUCCAAGGGAAACAUUGUGAGAUAGAUAAGUCAAAAACCUGCUAUGAGGGGAAUGGUCACUCUUACCGAGGAAAAGCCAACACUGACAUCAAAGGCCGGCCCUGUCUGGACUGGAAUUCACCUGCUGUCCUUGGGAAACCAUACAAUGCUCACAGAUCCGAUGCUACUCUCCUGGGUCUGGGAAAACACAAUUAUUGCAGGAACCCAGACAACCAAGGGCAGCCAUGGUGCUAUGUGCAGAUUGGCCGACUACAGUUUGUCCGUGAGUGUAUGGUGUCCCGCUGCUCUGUAGAACAAGAGUUCCAGUGUGGCCAGAAGGCUGUGAGGCCCCGCUUUAAAAUUGUUGGGGGAGAGUUCACCAACAUUGAGAAUCAGCCCUGGUUUGCGGCCAUCUACAGGAAGCACCAGGGAGGCUCUGUCACCUAUGUGUGUGGUGGCAGCCUCAUCAGUCCUUGCUGGGUGGUCAGUGCCACACACUGUUUCAUUAAUUACCCACAGAAGGAAGACUAUAUCGUCUACCUUGGUCGAUCAACACUGAACUCCAUUACUCCUGGAGAAAUGAAGUUUGAGGUAGAGAGACUCAUCUUACACGAGGACUAUAGUGCUGACAGCCUGGCCCACCACAAUGAUAUUGCCUUGUUGAAGAUUCGUUCAAGUACAUACCAGUGUGCGAAACCAUCCCGUUCCAUACAGACCAUCUGCCUGCCCCCAAGGGUUGACAAUGCCCAUUUUGGCACAAGUUGUGAGAUCACUGGCUUUGGAAAAGAAAGUUCCACUGACUAUCGUUAUCCAGAGCAUUUGAAAAUGACGGUUGUAAAACUAGUUUCCCACAAGGAGUGUCAGCAGCCCCACUACUAUGGCUCUGAAGUCACCACCAAAAUGCUGUGUGCUGCUGAUCCACAAUGGGAAACAGAUUCUUGCCAGGGAGACUCUGGAGGACCCCUUGUUUGCUCCACCAACGACCGCAUGACCCUGACUGGGAUUGUGAGCUGGGGCCGAGGAUGUGCCUUGAAGGACAAGCCAGGCGUCUACACGAGGGUCUCACACUUCCUGAACUGGAUCUACACCCACAUUGGGGGUGAAAAUGGCCUAGCCCUUUGAGCACCUCAAGGGAACAAAUGGACGGACAACUGCCAUGCUGACUGUCAUCUCUGCAGCAGGGUCAUCUCCAUCAGCUCUAGGGAAGAGGCUGGGUGAGACAGGUUCUGCGGAGAUGGUUUGCUUAGGCUGCCCACCAGGGUAAGCGAUAAUAGUUUUACCCUCAGUCAUGGGCCUGUGCUGGACACCCAGACCCUCCUGGCCAGGAUGGAGAGGUGGUCCUGACUUAGGAUGGUUUUGAUCAGUUAUGUCUUCUUCUGGACUAGAGCCUCCUGGAGUUCAAAAUGGUGUCUCCUGUGGAUGGGUGAGAGGAGAGUUAGUUCCCCCAACAGAGUCAUUCAUGAAGCCUGCUCUUGGGAAAUGAGUAAUUUCCCAAUUAGGAAGUGUAACAGCUUAGGUCUCUUGAGGGAGCUUGGCCAAUGUGAGAACCAUGUUUAGGGGGUAGAGACGCUAAUCAUUUGAGGGAGGGGCUCUGACAUUCUACAAAUGGAUUGGGAAAUAUCAUUUAUGUUUGUGUACUUGGGCGCUGGCUAUGAGUGUGAGCAAGUAAAAGAAGUAGAGCUGGUAUGUUCCUGUGCCCAACUACAAGUCUAAACAGUUCCCUAAAACUGUGGACUGUGAUGACACAGAGUGGUUUAACUGGAGAUGUUAUGGGUCACUACUGGGGCCUUUUAGAUCUCCCAUGUUAUACUUUCUGUGAUUGUAGCAUUUUCAAGCAUGACCUGUGACCAGCACUAAAUGUCUGUUUCACUUUUAUGUAGUUAUCACUUUCUUGGCCAGUUAAACCUUCUGACUUAUUAGCCAAUUUUGUCCAAUCCUCACUGGAUGGGGUGAUGACGACUCUUGUAUACUGAAUAUUUAAUAAUUAUAUUCCGCUAUUUUUAUUUAUAUCUAUUUUUAUAAUUAUAAAUAAGGGUGAUUAAUAAAAUGUGAUUGUUUUCCCUAAGGAUUUUGGCUUUUCCCUUGUGCUUGUAUUAAAGGGAGGUGGGGAGUAUAAAAAGAAGAAAAUGAUGCAUCCAAGUUUCUUGUCAGCCUUAGGCAGAACCUUCAUGGGCAAAAACACUUGCAUGAGUGAAACACUGCUGACUCCAAAUGCCACUGAGAAUCUGUGGCAUUGAGGGAACAGAAAACGUAAUUUUUCUUCAUCUUUAUGAAGCUGUUGCAUUUUCUCAGUAUAAGGUUUUGAGAGAGCAAAAUUUGGAGAAUUGUAGGGCAGGGCUUCCUUAGCCGGUAAGGGUACAAAAUAUCUCAGGGCCUCCCAGCUUUGCAAAUUGCAGACAGGCUGAGUUUCAGCUUCCAAUUACCUCCUCAACCUUAUGCCUUCUUCAGUGUAUAUCUUGUGCGAAUGCCCCCCUCCCCACCCCCCAGUCCUGGGUCCUGAACUCUAGGCCUGGGUGCUGUUCCUCAGGUC